This is a messenger RNA of Aptenodytes forsteri (emperor penguin), 1201 nucleotides long. It is a transcript of the gene LMO3, whose product is annotated as LIM domain only 3. NCBI's taxonomy places the organism in Eukaryota, Metazoa, Chordata, Aves, Sphenisciformes, Spheniscidae. The record is from RefSeq and is a predicted model, not a curated record. Gene Ontology annotation, biological process: positive regulation of transcription by RNA polymerase II. Gene Ontology annotation, cellular component: nucleus. Gene Ontology annotation, molecular function: DNA-binding transcription factor binding; transcription coactivator activity. Bases 267 to 704 code for a protein of 145 amino acids. The transcript is spliced from 5 exons.
GGUAAAUAGCCUUAAAUCGAAAGGGAGCUGCUUCUCUGUGGUCUUCCACAAGAGCUGCCUGGGCUCUGCUGGCUCAGUAAUAACUGAGUGACCUUUUCUUUUGCUGUAUUAUGUCUGGCUGGUAAGGGAUUGCAUUUUGCAGCUGAUAAAGCCCUGACUUCAUUCAACUCGGCUCCUCACACGCUGCUUUAGGAGAAGAGCUACAAAGCAGCCACUGUGCUUAUUGAACUGCCUCCCCUGUAUCGCUUAAUUGAGAAGGUAUACAAAUGCUCUCAGUCCAGCCAGACACCAAGCCGAAAGGUUGUGCUGGCUGCAACCGUAAGAUUAAAGACCGGUAUCUUCUAAAGGCCCUGGACAAAUAUUGGCAUGAAGACUGCCUGAAAUGUGCCUGCUGUGACUGUCGCCUGGGGGAGGUGGGCUCUACCUUGUACACCAAAGCCAACCUUAUCCUUUGUCGCAGAGACUAUCUGAGGUUAUUUGGCGUUACAGGAAACUGUGCUGCCUGCAGUAAGCUCAUACCUGCUUUUGAGAUGGUGAUGAGAGCAAAGGACAAUGUUUAUCACCUGGACUGUUUUGCAUGUCAACUUUGUAAUCAGAGAUUUUGCGUUGGAGACAAAUUUUUCCUGAAGAACAACAUGAUUCUGUGCCAGACAGACUAUGAGGAGGGUUUAAUGAAAGAAGGUUAUGCACCCCAGGUUCGCUGAUCUGAUGCCACAUCGUUAAGAAUACAAAGCACUACGUUCUUUUAUCUUUUUUGCUCAACAUGUAUAUAAGAAAUGACACAGGAACCUACUGAAUAGCAUAGAUAUAGGGAGACAGAAUGGUUGCGUGAAAUAAAAGGCGGACUGCAUCUGUAUGUAGUGAAAAUUGCUCCAGUUCAGAGUUGAAUGUUAAUUAAAAAGGUACUGUACAUACAGCUGGAUGCUUUUUGCUUGCUCUUGGGGUUUUUGGUUUGUUUGAGUUUUUUGUUUCUUUUUGUGUCAUUUGGCAUGAGAUGUUUAUUUUGGACUAUUGUAUAUAAUGUAUUGUAAUAUUUGAAGCACAAAUGUAAUACAGUUUUAUUGUGUUACCAUUUGUGUUCCUGUUUGCUUCUUUGUAUUGUUGCAUUUAGUACAAUCAGUGUCUAAACUUACUGUAUAUUUAUGCUUUCUGUAUCUGCCAGCUAUUUUAAAUGAGCUGUAUCUUUCUAGUAAAAAGCAUU